AUGGCCGCUUCACCCAGCUCGGCCGCGGCCACGUCCGAGAUCUUCGAGCAUCCAAGUUCUCCCGCCGCUCCGGAAGCCAAGUCAUUUGUUUCACGCGCCGCCAGCGACGAUGAGGAUACGCAAAUGGCCGAUGAGCCCACCGAGGUGCAAGAAAAGCCCACCCGUGGUAGAGGUAGGGCUUCAACAAAGGGUGGCGACGCACCUCAUCAAAUUGGCAAGAUUCGGCAUCUGAAAAAGGAAGAUGGCGAGCCACUUUGGAGGGAAGACAUUCAAUACGACUUCCUCAAGGCCGUCUUUGACAAUGAGCAACAAGUCUUUACCAACACGUACGAUUCCGACAUGGACAAGCAGUGCUUUGCAGACCUCUAUAUCGAUACUAUGUCGCGCAGUAGCAAGACGAGCAAGGUCCUAAGAGACAAGUUGCUCAGCGACCGAGAUGCAGCCAAGGGCAUGGCCAUGGUUUGCCUGCUCGUCAAUGUUGGUCGCAUGAACACAACUCUCAACUUCUUCCCCGAAAUGAGAGCGCAACUUAGAACCUACCACGCGAUUCCAUCAUUACAAGCCCACCAGGACGCACACGCAUACAAACAGCUACAGGACGCCCCGCGUCUCAAGUCUAUCCUGAAGGGCGGCGCCGAGGACAGGGAGGAACCCAACUCGCUGGAGAAGAUCAAGAACUCCGACGUACCGCGAACCAAUCCCGUCAACCUCAUUUUCUCCAUGUGCCACUCCGCGCAAAAGGUUGCCGAGUUGCACUUUCCAGAUCACCAAGAGUUCCACGACCUCAUCAUGAAGACACAAUACAGCAGCAAGUCUCGCGCCUUGGCCUUCUUGUGGCUCAUGUGGUUUUAUCUUGAGUCUGACUUUACUGAAGAGGGUUGUGAAGAGAAUCCGUUUGGCGCGGGCGUUGACUACGGCGUGGAUGUUGCGAACCAGGGUGUUCCCAAGCUAAUUGAGAUGUCGGAAGAUGAACGAGCCAAAGAGAAUGUGGAUGCCCCCGAGGAAAUUGAAUUUGGGCGCGAGAAGCAAAAGACACGGGCCAAGAUUCUCGAAAUGGAUCAAGCCUAUUUAACUGAGAGAGAGACAAAACGCGGCAAGCGCGCAACGUUGAACGAGGACGGCCCGGCAAUCCUACCACGCAUUCGUCCCUCUAUGCACGACUCAGACCGGGACAGCACAAGAUCAACGCCUCCUCCACGACACCUGGGACGAGGUGGCCGACGGGGAUUGGCGCUCAAAUAUCAAAUCUUUGAGGGUUCAUCUCCCGGCCGACACGGAUCAGAAGGGGUUGGGUCACGAAAGCCCCGUCCUCCCACAGCGCAUCAGCUCGCUGUUGAACGAAACCGCAACGAACGCGUUGAGUACAUUCUAGACCGUGGGCUUCGAAAGCACCAUCACAAGAGCCGCAAAGGUCGACGGCAAGCAGGGGCUGUAUACCGAGCAUAUAGGCGAACUCAGGCACAAGAAGAUCCAUUCGAAGAUAGUGACGGUGAUGAUGUAAUGCCGCGCAACAUUUCUAGCAAAGACAAGAACGCCGUGUUCCGUGAGAGAGCUCUUGGUGGACUGGCCCUUUUGAGUGCCGAGACGGACGACUACGGUGAAGAGGUCAGCGCAUACGCUGCUGCCUUGAGAAGAGCUACUCGACGACUUGGUCGAUGGGCAGGUCACGAAAAGGAACUGGGUGUUGUUGCGCCAGUAAAGAAUCAAAAAGCCAAGAACAAUGCCAACGGGGACGGCAAAGGGGGUAAGGGCGGAGUUGUAUUGGACGAGUCUCCCACAAAAAAUGGCGAUGCCAACGGGGACAUUACCAUGGGCGACGCAGAUAUUGACGACCAGACUGCGUUGCUGGAUGAUGGAGACGACGAUGUAGACGACCCGGAUAAGACCGAAGUUUUGGGUGAUUCCGAUGUAGAGUAA
This is a messenger RNA of Pochonia chlamydosporia 170, 1917 nucleotides long. Its product is annotated as INO80 chromatin remodeling complex Ies1. Gene Ontology annotation, cellular component: Ino80 complex. The record is from RefSeq and is a predicted model, not a curated record. Lineage: Eukaryota; Fungi; Ascomycota; Sordariomycetes; Hypocreales; Clavicipitaceae. The transcript is spliced from 2 exons. Bases 1 to 1917 code for a protein of 638 amino acids.